Molecule: messenger RNA, 3946 nt
Organism: Anoplopoma fimbria (sablefish)
Lineage: Eukaryota; Metazoa; Chordata; Actinopteri; Perciformes; Anoplopomatidae
Product: sorting nexin-18-like
Exons: 4
Coding region: 457-2130 (557 amino acids)
Biological process (GO): endosomal transport; mitotic cell cycle; cleavage furrow formation
Cellular component (GO): plasma membrane; cytoplasmic vesicle
Molecular function (GO): protein binding; phosphatidylinositol binding
Source: RefSeq, a predicted model, not a curated record
GCAUCUCGGGGAGAAGAGGGGAGAAAAAGACUUUUCCCCGGCUCUCAUCUGGAGGAAUAAAGCAGCUCCGCAACUCCGUCAACUUUAAACUCCAAAAUAUAUAUCCUGUAAAGACAACUUUCUUCUGUUUUCUUCUCCGCCGUGGAUUAAGUUCUGCAUGGAAACAAAUGAUAUCUGAGAGGAUCGGAGAGAGAGGAGGUGGGUGUCGGGUACAAGCCAGUGUGUUUUCUCUUCUUGUUCUUUUACGCACGGUUCUCUCAUAAAAAGCCUUGUUUGAUUUUGACAAAAGUGGAAAAGAAAUAGUCCCAAUUGUUAUUGAGUGAUCUAAAUCUCCAAAUAUCUGGGAUUUUUUUUUUUUAAAAGGCUUAAUCCCCUGUGUUUAUAAAAAAAUAAAAUAAAGUUGUUGAUACAAGUACACAAAAACAGGAAGUAUAGAAUAAUUAUAGCACUAGAAUAAUGGCGUUAAAAGCCAAAGUGUUGUACGACUUCCACUCUGAGAACCCAGGGGAGAUCAACAUAACAGAGAAUGAGCUGGUGACUCUGUUCAGCGAGGAGGAGCUGGAGGGCUGGUUGGAGGGGGAGAACAGUAGGGGGGAGGCUGGCCUCUUCCCUGCCUCCUAUGUGGAGAUCGUCAGAGACCAGAUUCCCUCAAACACCAACAAUAACGGCCUGUCCUCGCCCAAAAUCAAAGCCCUGACGCCCACCCACACCUCCUAUGCGCCCCCGGAACCCCAGUCCCAGAGAGGCCUCGGCGCUGGCAGCGGUGGUAGUGGUGGAGGCAGCUUCCACACCAGCCAGGGCAGCGAUGACGACUGGGACGAUGACUGGGAAGACAGCUCCCCUGCGGCCGAUGCGCCUCAGGGUCUCGGCAGAUCGCCACCCUUGUACCCGGUGACCACCUCCUUGCCCGGGCGGCGGGAGAGCAGCCAGCAGCAGCACCAGCAGGCCAAGAGCUCUGCAACAGUGGGGAGGAACCUCAACAGGUUCUCCACCUUUGUCAAGUCCGGCGGGGAGGCCUUCCUGCUCGGGGAGGCCUCUGCUUUCGUGAAGGACGGGGACAGGAUCUGCGUGGUGAUGGGGAAGAGUGGACCGGAAUGGCAGGAGGACCCGUAUCCGUUCACGUGCACCAUCGACGACCCCACGAAGCAGACCAAGUUCAAAGGCAUGAAGAGCUACAUGUCCUACGGCCUGACCCCGACACACACCAAUGUACAAGUCAACCGCAGGUAUAAGCACUUUGACUGGCUUUACGGUCGGCUCGUUGAGCGCUUCCCGGUCAUCUCAGUCCCCCACCUGCCGGAGAAGCAGGCCACGGGCCGCUUCGAGGAGGACUUCAUCUCCAAGCGGAGGAAGGGACUGAUCUGGUGGAUGAACCACAUGACCAGCCACCCUGUGCUGGCACGCUGUGACGUUUUCCAACAUUUCCUAACGUGCGGGGCGGAUGAGAAGGCCUGGAAACAGGGCAAGAGGAAGGCAGAGAGGGACGAGCUGGUCGGGCCAAAUUUCUUCCUCACAAUCAGCACGCCUGCUGUCCCGCUGGACCUCCAGGAAGUCGAGAGCAAGAUCGAAGGCUUCAAGACCUUCACCAAGAGGAUGGAUGAGAACAUCAUUGUCGUGAACACCACCAUCAACGAGUUCGCUCGCAAGCAGAUGACAGGAUUUAAGAAGGAGUACCAGAAAGUCGGACAGUCCUUCGCGCUCCUGGGCCAGGCGUUCGAGCUGGACCAGCAGGCCUACUCGGGGGGCCUGAACAGAGCCAUCGCCUACACCGGCGAGGCCUACGAGGCGGUUGGAGAGUACUUUGCUGAGCAGCCGCGUCACGACCUGGCUCCCAUUUCGGACCUGCUGGACCUCUACAGAGGACACCUGGCCAAUUUCCCUGACAUCGUCCAUGUACAGAAAGGUGCACUGACAAAGGUCAAAGACUGUCCAAAGCAGGAAGGCGAGCUCCACGACCGCUGCAACAUCAUUUCCUGCGCCACGCUCGCCGAGAUCCAGCACUUCCACCGCACGCGCGUACGGGACUUCCGCUCCCAGAUGCAGCACCACCUCCGUGAGCAGAUCGGCUUCUUCCAGAAGAUCACUGCCAAGCUGGAGGACACGCUUCAGAGAUAUGACGAUGACCAGUAGGAAGAGAUGGAGAGAGAACAGAGAGGUUGGACUUCAAAGGGGGAGAGGGAUGGGGGAAGGGGGACUAAGCUUGAAGAGAAGACCGGACAGGGAUGAUUGAUGUGUUCGUUCUACAUUAAUGGAGAACAUCUUAAGGUCCUUUAAGAGAGAUAUGUUUCUGAUGUGGUGAAUCCUGGGCUUGGUACAAGCAUUGGAAGAAAUAAACCACUCUUUUUGAAAAGAAAUGUAGGCCACUGGACUGUGGAAUGACAACUCCUUGGAUUAUCUUGACGGCCUUAAUGAACGUACCAGUAACAGGGAUUUUUUUUUUUUCCGAGGCUCCAGGCACAUCUUGCAACUCGGCGGGACUGCAACGUAUAUUAAAAACAGCUGCUCUCAAUGUGACGGGGCUGCCUCUAAAUUCCCGGUUUCAGGCUCACGUGAUCUCUCCAUGCCUCCAUCCUGCCUCAUGGAAACCUUCUGUUCUGGAACACGGUAACUCAACAGCAACAUCUGCACGAAACUCCCCAAAUCACUUCAACAGGAUGUUUUAAUGAUUGAAAGACAGGACUUCAUGAAUUUAAAAAUUUCUGUUAUAUCUAUAGGCGUCUGUUUUUACUUGAAUGACCUGUUCAGUAUUGUUUUGAUGGGCCAUGACAUUAUGUACGUGUUUGUGAAUAUGGCAAGAGGAGAAUGGGUAUGUCCCCUCUGUUGAAUGAGUUUAGAAGUUGGAUUUCAUUCCAGUUUGAAAUUUGACCUACUUCUGAUGUCUAACAUCGGUCACAACUCGGAUGCUGUCACAUCUUUGCUAUAUCAUAAUUUGAAUAUCUGUGUUGUUCUGCAUUUUAGUUUAUGUCUUGCCAGACUUAAAAUAAUAACUGAUCUCCGACUGAUUUUAAAUUUCUUGACAGACUGUCUUCUUGUUUUGGGAAGUAGCUCCACGGUUCUAUUUCUUUGGGUCACUGCAGUCCUUUAGUUAAUAAAACCCCAAGUCCACAUCUGUCUUUCUGCUUUCCCUCAAUCAGGGUAGCUCAGAGGUCAGGCUCAGGGUACAGAAACUUCAAUAUGAUUGAUGUUCCUGGCAUUAAAUCUCUGAAUCGAGAUCUUCUAGUUUUUCUGCAAUUAUAGCAUAUUUGAAAUUAUUCUGAGGGAAUUUACUUUUUUAUUGUUAAAAAAAGUUUUAAGACAAUCUUGUUGCAAAUCUAUGUUUCUUGUCCUCGUUUCUGUGUUUUGUGGUUCUACACGAGGGCGCCAAAGUUGGACAUUAUCAGAUUCUACAGAUUACCUUUAAUAAGGGUUGCUCUUCUAAGAAUGCUAACCUGCAACUCUAAAAUGUUAUUGUUAAACCUAUAAAAAACCAAAAUAAGCACACAGUACCGUUUGUUGUAGGUCCCCAAUCGAUCACAGUACAGUCUUUUGACAUUGAGAGGGAAGCUUAGGAUCUGGUGAAGAUAAUCAAUAUACAUUGACCAUACUAAGAUCAGUCAAAUGAAUGCAUGACAAUGGUUUACAGUGUGGAGUGCUGUCGAUUACACGCUCACAUAGAGUAUUUCUUGUAAAGGUUGUACUUCACAGUCCUCUCCUUGGAUUUUACUUCACAUGGUUUAUAAAAGGAUGCACCACCAGCUAGGUUGUUAACAGUGUUCUUCACAAUCACGUAAUUCUCUACGAUGAAAUUGUUCCUUAACACUGUUAAUUUAACACGUCUGAACAAUAUUUCAGUAAAUAAAUGAAAGUAGAAUGUAUGUCAAUCAUAUAUUUAUAGUUUCACUUGACCCAUUCUUUGUCAUUCAAGUACUGUUUUCAUGAAUAUGAAUGUUUUACUUAAGGAUAUUUA